Messenger RNA from Hirsutella rhossiliensis, 459 nucleotides. RefSeq names its product transcriptional coactivator p15 (PC4) domain-containing protein. The record is from RefSeq and is a predicted model, not a curated record. The transcript is spliced from 3 exons. Gene Ontology annotation, molecular function: transcription coactivator activity; DNA binding. Gene Ontology annotation, biological process: positive regulation of transcription initiation by RNA polymerase II. Bases 1 to 459 code for a protein of 152 amino acids. NCBI's taxonomy places the organism in Eukaryota, Fungi, Ascomycota, Sordariomycetes, Hypocreales, Ophiocordycipitaceae.
AUGUCUUCCCACUCCAAGAAGCGCAGAGCCAGCGCCGCCGACGAGCUGGACGAAAACGAGCCGCAGAUGGCCCAGAAACCGGCAAAGAAGACCAAGCACGCGCCCGGUGCGCCCGACGGCAAGGACGACGAAGGCAACCCGUUCUGGGAGUUGUCUAGCAAGCGACGCGUCGGCGUGUCGCAGUUCAAGAACAUGAGCUUGGUCAACAUCCGCGAGUACUACGAAAAGGACGGCAAGCUGCUCCCGGGCAAAAAGGGAAUCUCUCUGUCCGUGGAGCAGUACUCGGCCCUGCUCAGAGCCGCUCCCGCUAUCAGCGCGACCCUCCGCGACAUGGGCCAGACGGUCGGCGACGUCGAGGAUACAGGCGCUGCUGCCCCCGCCAAAAACAGGGUCAAGAAGGAAAAGACCAAGCCGGCCAAGGCCAACAUCGAGGCGACGAGCGACGAGGACGAGGGCUAG